AUGCCGCUUCCCUUUAUAAAGGUUGCACUGAAGAAACCUUGGGACCAUUUUUGUCAAUUGGUUGUCAAGAAGAUCACUCAAACGAUGCAAAGGUCUUACUCUGCACCUCUGGUUCUCUUGUUCAUGAAACCAGUAGCACUCCGUCAGUUCUAG
Molecule: messenger RNA, 153 nt
Organism: Laccaria bicolor S238N-H82
Lineage: Eukaryota; Fungi; Basidiomycota; Agaricomycetes; Agaricales; Hydnangiaceae
Exons: 2
Coding region: 1-153 (50 amino acids)
Source: RefSeq, a predicted model, not a curated record